Messenger RNA from Anisakis simplex (herring worm), 318 nucleotides. Lineage: Eukaryota; Metazoa; Nematoda; Chromadorea; Rhabditida; Anisakidae. The record is from the annotation of a GenBank genome assembly.
UUGCAGGUGAUUUAUCCAUUUCUACCAAAAUUCGCUAGACCUGCAUGGAAUCAUCCGGCUGGCCCAAAGACAGUCUUUUUCUGGGCACCAUCAGUGAAAUGGUGUCUUGUUAUAGCUGGAUUGGCUGACUUGGCAAGACCUGCAUCCAAGCUUAGUGUCUCACAGAAUUCAGCAUUAGCAGCGACAGGAAUUAUCUGGACACGAUAUUGUUUUGUAAUUAUACCAAAGAACUACUUCUUGGCCAGUGUCAAUUUCUUUGUUGGAUGCACGGGUAUCACACAACUUUUGAGAGUUGCACACUAUCAGGUGAACAGUUAA